Mycena citricolor is the source of this 1468-nucleotide messenger RNA. The record is from the annotation of a GenBank genome assembly. Lineage: Eukaryota; Fungi; Basidiomycota; Agaricomycetes; Agaricales; Mycenaceae.
AUGUCCCUUAGCCCCGCGCACGCCCUAUUCUUUCCGGCCUUGCGAGGGCUGGCUUCUCCUCGACGGCACCCAAAAACAACUCUAAAGGAGCGCCUGGCGGAGCUCAUUCCAGCGGAAAUUGAAAACGUCAAGCGAGUGCGUGCUGAGCACGGCAAGAAGGCGUUCGGACCCGUCAUUGUCGACCAACUAUACGGCGGUAUGCGGUCUCUGCCUGCUUUGAUCUGGGAUGGCUCCGUGCUUGAUGCUGAGGAGGGUAUCCGUUUCCGUGGCAAGACGAUUCCCGAGUGCCAAGAGCUUCUCCCGAAAGCUCCCGGGGGUUCUGAACCUCUUCCCGAGGGUCUUUUCUGGCUUCUCCUUACUGGCGAAAUCCCUACUUCGGAACAAGUCGCCGAGCUUUCCAAGGACUGGGCUGCGCGUGCCGCCAUUCCCGAGUUCGUCGAGGAGAUCCUCGACCGCUGCCCUCCGACCCUCCACCCGAUGAGCCAGUUCUCUCUCGCCGUAACUGCGCUCAACCACAACUCGGCCUUCGCCAAGGCAUACCAAGAUGGGAUCUCGAAGAAGGAGUACUGGGGGCCUACGUUCGAGGAUUCAAUGGACCUCAUUGCAAAACUGCCCAACAUUGCUGGCCGAAUCUACCGCAAUGUCUUCGGACAGGGCAAACUCCCUGCUAUUGACGCCAAUAAGGAUUACUCGCACAAUCUGUCGACUCUGCUCGGCUUCGGUGAUAACGAGCAGUUCGUUGAGUUGAUGCGUUUGUACAUCACUAUCCACAGUGAUCACGAGGGUGGAAACGUGUCUGCGCAUACCGGCAAGCUUGUCGGCUCUGCUUUGUCCGAUCCUUUCCUCGCCUUUGCCGCGUCGUUGAACGGUCUUGCGGGUCCUCUGCACGGCCUGGCCAACCAGGAAGUGCUGCUCUGGCUGAGCAAAAUGCAGAGCCAGAUCGGUGUCAACGCUUCUGAUGAGGCUGUCAAGGAGUAUGUCUGGUCUACUCUCAAGGGUGGCCAGGUUGUCCCUGGCUACGGACACGCCGUCCUGCGCAAGACCGACCCCCGCUACACCGCCCAGCGCGAGUUUGCUCUGAAGCACUUGCCUGACGACCCUCUCUUCAAGCUCGUGGGCCAGAUCUACAACAUUGUGCCCGAUAUUCUGCUCGAGGCUGGCAAGGCCAAGAACCCGUGGCCCAACGUCGAUGCCCACUCGGGCGCGCUGCUGACCCACUACGGAUUGACCCAGAUGCAGUUCUACACUGUGCUGUUCGGAGUUUCCCGUGCAUUUGGUGUUGCUGCCCAGCUGAUCUGGGACCGUGCUCUCGGCGCUCCUCUCGAGCGGCCCAAGUCGUAUUCGACCGCAGCGAUCGAGAAAAUGUUCAAAGACAAGUCGUAGAGUAGUAGCUUGUUGUAUUACAUACACGGAGCAAUUUAGACCCAGCGGAGAAAUACUGUCGUCUGUCACACAGCUUCCUUUUCCA